Sardina pilchardus (European sardine) is the source of this 957-nucleotide messenger RNA. RefSeq lists its product as uncharacterized. The transcript is spliced from 5 exons. The record is from RefSeq and is a predicted model, not a curated record. Bases 52 to 705 code for a protein of 217 amino acids. Lineage: Eukaryota; Metazoa; Chordata; Actinopteri; Clupeiformes; Clupeidae.
GCUACUGCGAAGCGAAGCAAAGGCACAUUUCUGAACUCCCCUUCAGAUGAGAUGCGACUUGCUCUUGUGUUAUUCCUUGUGUUUACUUGCACUGUUCCCGGAAUGGAGCUGAAUUGCAAUGCCACUUAUGAGACUAUAUGUUAUGGGGCCCUGGAACAGCCUUUGUGUCUGCAUCUGUCAGGAGUCGGUGGAUAUGAGUAUGUUUUGAAGAAGGAGGAUGAUAAGAAUGGAACCAGUAUCUUUCGUCUUAAGAGAGGCAAGAUUAACUUCUACAGUCAGCACUCAUCUACCCGACAGAGAUGGUACUUCUAUGCUAACAACGCGACCUUGAUAAUAAACCCUGCAAAGAGAGAGGACUCAGGAGUGUACAGAAUGCAUGGGACUAAAGAGAUCACAGGGGAACGACUGGAGGCCUACACACUGCAAAUAAUAAUUAUGGGUGCCAGCGACAAAUCUGAAGACCAGUAUUCCAGCCAAGAAACUACAAACUCAGCCUCAGGAAUAGGAUUCCAGCCCCCAACCCAAAUCCCAGUUGAAGGAGAGGGAGGUAUCUCCCCUGUCUUCAUGAGCGUGUGGCUGGUCGAGAUCAUCAUUCUCAUCGCCCUGCUAGGUUGGAGUUACUACGACACUAGAAAUAGGAAACCACCACAGUCAGGUCACAGCAUGUUAUGUUCAGCAUCGAAAGAUCAGCUUGAAAACAGUUAGGUCAACUGUGCUACACUGUGUUUAAAUCUAAAUUAAAUUUUGAUCUCUGUAUAAAGUAAUUUACUACAUUAAGUUACAUUUAUUCAAACAUAUUACACUGCAAUUUUAGGAGCAAAUUGUUGUUAUUCAGCAACUUUUAAACAGUUGAAUUAUUCAACACACAUUUAGCAGAAUUCAUUGUCACUUUAUAUGAUGUUAGAUAUUAUUUAUUCUUGGUGUAUGGUUCAACUUCAACUUAACUCUGCUUCAUUU